Messenger RNA from Bipolaris sorokiniana ND90Pr, 656 nucleotides. RefSeq lists its product as uncharacterized. The transcript has a single exon. Lineage: Eukaryota; Fungi; Ascomycota; Dothideomycetes; Pleosporales; Pleosporaceae. The record is from RefSeq and is a predicted model, not a curated record. The coding region runs from base 46 to 555 and encodes 169 amino acids.
GAAGACCCUCAAGCAGCCACCAACCGGUCAGAAUACAUACUACAUAUGUAUCCAUCCGCUUCUAGUCCCUCCUCACCCCCCCCAGCACACAGUUGCUGUGUAACCACACAGUCUCGCACACAUCAUCAUCAUCGUCAUCCUCGUCAACAACAACAACGCAUGCGCAUAUACUACACAUGUAGACACGCACACGCACCGCACCCAUGCCCUGCGUGCGGCUCCGCCUUCACCGCACUCCUCCAGGGCCCUCAUGUACUCACAUACGUAACCUCGCGCGUUCCGUGGUAUGAUUCUUUCGUCAUUGCCGAGUUUCCCAGUCGAGACUAUUACUUGCAUUGCUCACUCCCAAGCUGUGAUUGCGCAUCACCGGGAGAGCCAACAACUAUGGCACCAACAAAGGACAUGUUUUCUCCCCACCCGUAUCCCCACCAGCCCGAGCCAUGCCCCCCUUCCGGGGCCCCCUUGACAAAAUUCUACGACUCGUUACGAGGCACCACACCUCGUUUGUUCCCGUCUCUUAGACCAAACCUUAAACCACGUUGUCGUAUUCGCUGAUUCUGUAGAGUAAUAGACAGCCACCACUUAGUAACAGCCAACAGCCAACACUUACACGUGUAGCAGCCACGCCAAUCUCCUCGCGCUCUCCUGUCCUUGAA